Molecule: messenger RNA, 722 nt
Organism: Panicum hallii
Lineage: Eukaryota; Viridiplantae; Streptophyta; Magnoliopsida; Poales; Poaceae
Product: late embryogenesis abundant protein Lea14-A-like
Exons: 2
Coding region: 112-597 (161 amino acids)
Biological process (GO): response to desiccation
Cellular component (GO): cytosol
Source: RefSeq, a predicted model, not a curated record
ACGCGGCCACCACUUUCCUCCACCUACAGAUAUUUCCCAGCCAUCCUGCCGCGGUUCACCACCACCACCAACACCACGAUCCAGGAAAGAAUCGAAGAGGAGAGCGGAGCCAUGGCGAGCGAGCACGCGGAGCCGAAGCAGAAGCAGAGCCUGAUGGACAAGGCCAAGGGGUUCGUGGCGGACAAGAUCGCGCACAUCCCCAAGCCGGAGGCGUCGCUCGACAGCGUCUCCUUCAAGAGCAUGAGCCGCGAGUGCAUCACCCUGCACAGCAGCGUCAACGUCUCCAACCCCUACGACCACCGCCUCCCCAUCUGCGAGGUCACCUACACCCUCAAGUGCGCCGGCAAGGUUGUGGCGUCCGGCACCAUACCCGACCCCGGCUGGAUCGCCGCCAGCGACACCACCAAGCUGGAGAUCCCGGCCAAGGUGCCCUACGACUUCCUCAUCUCGCUCAUGAAGGACGUGGGCAGAGACUGGGACAUCGACUACGAGCUCCAGGUCGGGCUCACCAUCGACCUCCCCAUCAUCGGAAACUUCACCAUGCCGCUCUCCACCAGCGGCGAGUUUAAGCUCCCAACCCUCAAGGACAUGUUCUAAUAAUUCAUUAGCUUCUGUGGCAUCGACCGCCACCAAUGUAACUCUGUGAUCUGAUCCCCCACGGCUGUAUGAAUCCUACUAUCUUUCUUGCAAAUAAAGGCAGAUCCUCUGGUUCAAUUCUACUA